AUGAGACCUGAUUUUCCUAAUUACCUCACUGUGGCCGUGAAGGCUUUGCUAAAUGCCAGCAAUCAUAAAGAUAAAGAUCUUUCUUUGACUGCUGUAGAGUGUUUAAACAAAGCAAUAAACAGUUUGAUGAGUACCCAAGCUGAGAGGCUACUAUUAGAACUUUUUGAAGAAAUAAAUAAGAACGCUUCAACAAAAUCUCUAAGAAUUGCGUUAACUAAGUUUGCAGAACUAUCUCACUUAUUAAGACCACUAAAACGCAAAGCUUUUGUAAAGUCGCUCAUAACCCCUUUGCGCCAGAUUUGCAAACGAGUUGAAGAUGAAUCUCUUCAGAUUGCUUUGGAAACUUCCUUAAGGAAGAUCUGCUCGUCGUAUGGUCUUUACUUCUCCUCCGCCAACAUUUUAGCGUUGCUAAAGACGGGAAAGACUAUUUUAAUUCACAGCUCCUCCGUGGUGAGACGGGCGGCUUGUUCUCUCAUAAGUAGUGUGUGCCAGUAUGCGCGAUCACCAGAAGCGUUUAUCCCUCGCCUGCUUCACGAUUUAUAUUUACUCUCGCAACAGGAGGGGGGCAACAACAACGCUCUACAAGGUGUUUUUAUGUGCUUGUCUAAAAUUAUUGACGCCAUUGUGUCAAGAAAUGAUACUCAUCUUCUUGAUUUUGAGGGAACAAUUGAACAUGAUGUCUACCACACUCUUCUUCGCUUUAUAAAAUCCUUCACUGGACAUUUAAUAGAUGCACCCCCUCCCGUAACAAGCACUAUUUUAGAAGCUUUUGCUCGAAUUUUGCAGUUGCCUUUUGUUACAUCCACCAAAGUAUUACGUGAAGGAGGUGUUAUGAGGGGCCUGUUUAAAGAACUGUUCAAUAAUUUAUUAUGCUUUCUUUUGCCUUACAAAUCAACGGCACAUAUAAAAGUUACUGUGAAGACUUCCUCUCUUACUUGCUUGGGCUUAUUAUAUCAUGCUUUCUCCCACCUUUCUACUGACACUCUUGAAAGUUUUUCUACUUGCUUUCAGAUAAUAGAAUAUAUGAAGCAUGAGGACCCCGCUGUCAGAGGUAGCGUCGUCAUGAUGUCAGGGCGGGUCCUUAAGAACUUGUGCUUCCCCUUUAAUACACCUGCGAACCCUUCAAACAUUCGAGGUUAUGAAAAAGAAUGCCAGGGCUUGAUGGAAAAUUAUGAGCAGCUAGUAAACGUUAUAAUCGAAGGACUUUAUGACAAAUACCCCGCUACUCAGAAACUCUCAAUUUCUGCCACGGGGUUAUGUUUCCAUUCCUUGUUGCUGUGUACACCUGAAACUGGUGUUAAAUUAGCCAAGUCUUUAAUACAGCUUUUAAGUAGUGAAAGCCAUUGGUCUGUACGACUCGAACUUUUAGAGGUUAUUAAGAAUAUGGACUUUGGAUAUAUUACUUAUCUGGAAAAUUGUUUUGGGCCUGCUUUUGUAUCUUCAAUGAGUUUUCAGCAGUCGAUCUUAUCUCUUCUGUUGGCAUGUUUAGAUGAUCCAGUACCGAAUAUUAGAAAGAAGGCUUCUAACUGUUUGGCUUGCAGCGUCACUUCUUUAUCUUUUAGCAAUUACAUGAAUGCGGAAAUUUGCUUACCACGAUGGCUGGCUGUGAGGCAGUCGCUAUUACUAACUUCUUUUGGGGCAAGCCCAGCUGAUCUAGUGACGGCUAACUCUUUGAUACUUUUAAGAAAACUUGUCGAAAAACUUUAUGGCUUUAGUCGUCUGGAUUCAGCUGAGCGGAAGGAGGAUUAUCGCACAUCGUCUCUAUCAGGAUGCUAUAACGCCAUUCUUGAAGUCACUAAAAAGUGCGGAGAAUACGCCUGCUGGUCAAUAAAUAAACAGUUAGGAUUAAAAAAACAAUUUUGCGAGUGUUAUACAGACAUCAUUCUUUUCUCUUUGGAAAUUCUAUCCACCUCCGAAUUUUGUACUAAUAUACAGCUUCACGCUCUCAUACUAGAUGUGAUGGCGCUCGUACUUAACAACGACGUUGCAUCGGCUAGCGAAAAACUGCUCCCCGACGUCUUUGCUCAUCUUAUGUGCGUACUUCAAGUCUGUGCAAGCGCCGUCUCACAGUCGAUGGCCCAAGACAUCUUUUUUUCCUCUUCCAAGAAGUUUACUAACGGUCAACCACAAGCUAAUAGUUCUGAGCAAAGUUCACAAUGGAUUUUCACACUUAGGAGCAACAAAGCCUAUAAAGAGCUUUUCCUUAUAAUUGAAAAAGUAUAUAAGGGAUCCAAGAUAGCCUUAAACACUGAGGAACUCAAUAUUUUUAAAUGCUUUAUAAAGUCGGUGCUAUCUUUCUUUCCAGUUUUGCUAGACUGCAGUAUCAUACAGCAACAACAAAGCUAUGAAAAAAUAGUUAAAUGUUUAGAGAAUUUGUUCCUCUUCUCUCCUAAGGAAACCAUUCAAUGCGUGGAAGUGAUAAUUUCUGUGCUUUUUAGCGCUGAGCAUACUUCAGCACAAACUGUCUCAUUGCCUUUAUACUCUCACUUUUAUAAGUACUUUUACCAAGAAUCUGCCGAUAUUGAUGACUAUCAUAUUGACGCCAUUUCUAUAGCCUCUAAUCUUUCAAAGGGGGAGCAAAACGCGCAUAAAAAUGAGGAACAUAGCGAUAAGGCCGGCCGACAACGACUAUUAAGGCUUUUUGAGAGUCUCGUCCUUAGAGCUAAGCAGGAGUGUUAUACCUCCUCUGACCUUGCGUAUCACGAGCACUUCCUGGACUUGCUAAUAAUACUGAUCAAUCUACGCGUCAAUUACUCGUUACUUGACCAUAACAGCGUUUUUGUUGACUUUUUGUUAAAACUUCUCGAGCUAAUCCGCUCGGGACACGUAAAAAAUCCUUCGGGGGUGGUGCGAGCGGUAGCUCGGUUUUUCUGCACCUUGCUGUCGUCUCAUACGGACACGGAUGGAAAGGUGACGGAAGACACUGUAUUGGACAUUUUUCUGCAUUUUUUUCACUCUUCUUAUACUUCUGAAAGCUACAGCCAGAGGUUAUACUUUAGAGGAGCUGCCGUUGCGGGACUGACUGUUUACUAUGAAUAUUGUGUUGUUAGCUCUGUUGGCUUGAGUGCUAAUCAAAGAAAGUCGCUUGAGGCGCUUAUGAAUUGCUUGCAAUGUACAGAGACGUUGGAAGUGCUUUUCCGCACCCUUCAAAAUGCUAAAUAUUCUGAGCUUAAAAGUCUUGUUUCGAACAAACUUUGCCGUGGAAUUACAACGGCAUUGAAAGAUUUAAAUUCACUUGACGAAUGCUGUUCAUUUAAUUAUAUGAACUAUUUCUAUUCAAGACCUUGA
Messenger RNA from Zophobas morio, 3288 nucleotides. RefSeq names its product huntingtin-like. Gene Ontology annotation, cellular component: cytoplasm. Bases 1 to 3288 code for a protein of 1095 amino acids. NCBI's taxonomy places the organism in Eukaryota, Metazoa, Arthropoda, Insecta, Coleoptera, Tenebrionidae. The transcript has 27 exons. The record is from RefSeq and is a predicted model, not a curated record.